CAGUGCGCUACUUUCACGAUGUCCAAGGCUACAGAAGAAAGAAAGGUUUCUAAAAGUAUAUUGAAAAAGUCUAGUGAUCAGAUACCGCAGAAGAGCUUCCAGUGGGAUGAAUCAAAUAUUCUAGCUACUUAUCAUCCCGCAGAUAAGACGUAUGGUCAUAUGAAAAUUGAAGAACCGAAAACACCUUACGUUUUUGAUCCUGAGGAUGGUUCUGCCGUCACUUCUGGACCCUUAUUUACUGCAGAAGAUUUAGCUGCCAGGCUUUCUGCGGCUUCAAAGGAUCCCGACCAGCAGUUACCAAGUGCCACAAAAGUUGACCAGGAGGAAGAUGAACAUCAGAGAAAAUUUCGUGAAAAACGGAAGCAACAUUACAACGAAUUUUUGGCUGUAAAGCUAGCUAAAGAAAGUUUACAAAAUGAUGAUGAAGAAGGGGAAAAUAUUGAAAAGGAAGACGAAGAGGAAGAUGAAGAAGUUGAACAUAAUGUUGAGCAGGCGAUGAUUAAUGCACGGUUAAAUGCUGAAAUUUCCCGUUUAAGUCGAAACACAGAGCAGCCUAUUUCUAGUAUUUUGAGAAAUCAGAAUCUUUCAAGAUCUCACCUAUGAGAGAUUCAAGAUAUUAAAGAUUUUCGAAUUUCUCUCUAUUUAUAUGUACAAAUAUUCGUUUACUUCUAUCCAGUUCUCUCAGAUUUGGCCAUUUUAUGUUAUAAUCACAAUCCC
Schistosoma intercalatum is the source of this 717-nucleotide messenger RNA. Lineage: Eukaryota; Metazoa; Platyhelminthes; Trematoda; Strigeidida; Schistosomatidae. The record is from the annotation of a GenBank genome assembly.